Molecule: messenger RNA, 1722 nt
Organism: Carassius gibelio (silver crucian carp)
Lineage: Eukaryota; Metazoa; Chordata; Actinopteri; Cypriniformes; Cyprinidae
Exons: 8
Coding region: 170-1333 (387 amino acids)
Source: RefSeq, a predicted model, not a curated record
GAUUGGAACAUUUCUUCGUGUUGAACAACUCUGCCACCAUUGUCAGUUCUCACGGAAAUGGAACAGUCAGCCGAUUUUGGGCAGUACUCCAGCUGGAAACCUUCACCUUUCUGCUGCUGUGUAUCUCAGUGGUGCUUCAUUUUUCACAAUUGAAAAGAUAUUUGCAGCUAUGAAGUUACAUCUUUUCAAGUACGACACCUUUCGUCGUCAUGCACGAAUGUGCAUUGAGCCUGCUAUUGUUUACAAAUGGAGAAACUGGCAGGAUGAGAUGCUACAGCUGUUGGCUCAAAGGGAAAAGGUCAUUGUUGGAGGAGAUAUGAGGGCUGACUCACCAGGGCACUCUGCCAAAUAUGGCAGUUACACAAUGAUGGACCUGGAGACAAACACCGUUGUUGAUGUACAACUCGUCCAGAGUAAUGAAGUGGGAGGAAGUUACUACAUGGAAAAGGAAGGUUUGAAGAGAGGUCUUGACUUUUUGGAUGCUCAUGGAGUGACUCUGGACUGCAUUGUGACUGACCGACAUCCGCAAAUACAAAAAUUCCUCAGGGAACGCAAUGUCAACCAAUUCUAUGAUGUCUGGCACAUAGAGAAAGGAAUUUCAAAGCAGCUGGAAAAAGUGUGCAAGCUAAAGGGUUGUGAGAAAAUACGUAAAUGGUUGCAUAGUAUAAAAAACCACAUCUAUUGGACUGCUGCAUCAUCAAGCAGUGGACCUGAAAGAGUGGCUAAAUGGAUGUCUAUGCUAAACCACAUGCAAAAUAAGCACACACAUGAAGACAGCAAUUUUCCAGCAUGUCUACAUGGAACAAGGAGAAGUCGAGACACAAAAAAGUGGCUAGCUGCUGGAACACUGCCAUAUCUCAAGUUGGAGAAAGUUCUCUCCAACAAGAGAAUUGUGAAGGAUGUUGCCAAGCUAAGUCCACACUAUCAGACUUCUUCUAUCGAGGUUUUCCACAGUGUAAUACUACGGUUUUCACCAAAAAAUGUGGUUUUUCCAUUUCUGGGAAUGUUGUGCAGACUAUACCUGGCUGCACUACAUUACAAUGAGAAUGCCGGGCGUCCUCAAGACACGACAGCAGCUGGUCGACCGGUGUUCAAAGUGACCUUUCCAAAGGCCAAGAAGGGAGAAUACCGGGUCAGAGAAGUAAAGACACAAGCAACAUUCAAAUAUGUGGAUGACCUGCUGGACCUCAUAUUUGAUAAAGUCUUUGUGGAUCCUGCACCAUAUGUGGAUGAUGUUUUGAGGAUACCAAUACCACCAGCAUUGUGCGCAGAGUAUGACCGGCCAGAGAAGGAGGAGGCCAUCUCUAGUAGGGUAUCUCGGUUUAAUCAAUAGGUGGUCGAAAACCUACAUAACUACCCUGGGCAUCAGGAAACUCUCUUCGAAUCCUCAGGACCACACAGGAUGGAAUCACAACUCGAACUUUUCGUCCAAGGAAACCCCAGCACCAGCUCACAAAACUCCGAUAAGCUAAAAAUCUGUAACGACUAAGGCACACACACACAUAGCCACGUUCUCAAAACAGGGUUCAAGGAUUUUUCUGUGUUUUUUUUCUUUCAAAUAUCUAUCAUUUGUUGUCUGGAGUUGAAAUAUUUGAUAUUUAAUUGAUCAUGGUUCAAUUUUUUUUGGAGGAAUGUCCUUUUAUUAAAAUUAUUUAAUUUCUAAACUUAUUUGUACAGUUCAGUGUCUUUAUACAUAAUGUAAAUAAAAAAAUGUAUAUGCAA